Molecule: messenger RNA, 624 nt
Organism: Colletotrichum karsti
Lineage: Eukaryota; Fungi; Ascomycota; Sordariomycetes; Glomerellales; Glomerellaceae
Exons: 1
Coding region: 1-624 (207 amino acids)
Source: RefSeq, a predicted model, not a curated record
AUGGACGACCCUGGCAUGCCCCUCUGGUCGGAGUCGGAUGAAUCGGAUCGAGACGCCCAGAAUGUCUCCCACGGCAAGAGGGUUGCAACAGAGCAGAAGCAGCUUGAGGAGAAGGCUCACGACCCCGAACUCGUCAGUCUGAAGCAGAAGUUGGAUGAGGUCAUCGAGAAGGUUGAGAAUUUCCGUGGCAUUGAAUUCAUGAUCUCGGCGAAGAUGAUGAAUGAGAUCAGGGACACCUUGGGUGGUAUCGCCACCCUGGCCACAAAAUCCUUCACGAACUCAUCACCGUACCGAGAAAUCUGUAAGCACUUUCUCCAAAGAACUGGAUCCACUUCUGAGGCAUCCUUCUGGGCUUUGGCCAUCCAUGUGGUUGCCCCUGAUCAGGGCUUGUCCAAGGUUUGGCAUAAACACAAGACGGAGAGGGACAUUCUGGAAGCGAUAGUUAAUAUCAUCCGGACAAUUGCGUAUAGUGGAUGCCCUUCCAAGGAGUUGCUCGCUGUUCCUUAUACGGUGAAGCAUUCCUUGAUCGACUACGAGUGUAAGCUGGCUAGAAACCCAUGUGGUUCAGAUGUCAUGGGAGAUGUAGAUAUACGCAUUACCAGACAGAUAUUUUCACGAACAUGA